CGAACCGCGAUCACUCGUAAAGCUCGCGUUCGAACAGCCAGGCAAUUGGGAGAUCGCGAAUACACAGCCCGUACGUGUCGUUCGCUCCGACCGGCCGGGUACUAUAUACGAUACGGUCUUCACGAGAGAUAGAGCACCUUCGGUGAUUCGGAUAACAAAAUCUUCACCGAAUGUCGGCUUCCCGAUGACGAUCGCGCAAAUGCGAACGUGAUCCACGAUCGAUCUCUUGAGAGAAAGAGAGAGACCUACGAUCGCGGGCACGAAUCGUUUUGAACCGUCCGAUUAUACUCCCGCGGCGUGAAACACUUGUUCGUCCGUUCGGCGCGUAAAGAGCGUUGUUUGGAGGGCUCGUUGGAGGGGGCGAAAUGGGGACAUUUGUGAGGAUUUGGGCGAUUUUCUGUCUGAUCGGUUUGUCGCGCGCCGAGUCGCCGGUGGAGGUCUUGACAUCCUCGAGCAGUCUCGGCACCUUCGAGGAAGAGGACAUACUACGCGUGCUUGAGCGCAACAAGACCGACACGACGAAGAACUUCACUUUCGUCGAGCUGAUCAGCAGCCUCGGCAAUUACACGAUCGACACCGAGAAAGAUCUAUGGAGUGACGACAGGCCGGAAGUGCAUCACACGAAUCCGCACUAUGAGGACUUUCCCGAGAAAAUCGAUCUCGAGGCACGCAGACUGUUGCAAAUCCUUCCCCCUUACGAUCCCGGCGCGGGAGGCGUCAGCGCGGAAUGCAAACGACACGCCGACAUCUUCCACGAGGAGCUCGCCAAGUUCACGCUGUGGGCGCUCAAAAUGUACGACGCGACCGCGAAGGUGCCUUCCGGCCUUCUGAGCGGCAAUGUCAAUCAAUUCGGCGACUUCGACGAGUGCGUCGGUGUCGAGGGCAAGGAUGGCAUCCGCGGGCAGUAUUGCCUGGCGUAUCUGCAGCUGGACGUCGACCAGUCCCGGCCGGACCUCAAGUACCUGCAUCGCCUGCUGCAUUCGCAUUACGCGUUUCGUAGCAACAUGACCGACCCCGGUCACAGAGUGCCGCGCUUCAGUAGCGUGAAUUGGGCCAUAUGCACCCCCGCGUCGUGUACAGCCCGGGAUGUGGAGGCCUCCCUUCAACAUACCAUCUCGAAGUACACGGCGCAGACUGGUCUCAAAAUCUCGCUGCAGGUGGAGCCGAACAUGUGUCAAGUGAGGCAAGAAGUCGAGCUAUCAAAAGCGACUGUCGCCACUAGUCUUCUCUUCGUCACCGUGUCCGUUCUGACACUCGUGGCCGCGUACUGCGAUCAUUUCAAAAUACCGGUCAGCGAAUUGCUUUUAUCGUUCUCUUUGAAACGCAACGUUCUGAAAUUAUUCUCGUUGGAGAGACCGCAAGGCGACAUAGCGGCGCUCCACGGUGUUCGAUUAUUGAACAGCGUUCUGUUGCUCAUAGCUCACAAGAGCAUGGCGGUAUUCUUCAACCCUUAUAUGAACCGAACUUACAUGAGCGAGUUUUUAGGUAAACCGUGGACCGUCAUAGGGAGAGCGGCCAGCCUGUAUACCGAUCCGUUCAUCAUGUUGUCCGGUUUAUUAACGACGUAUUCGUUCGUCGGUAGACUGAAGAGGAACGGAGCUUUGGACAUCAAGAACGAAUACUUGUCGCGUUUGCUAAGGCUAGUGCCGACUCUAGGGGCGCUGAUAUUGUUCUGUACUUACAUUAUGCCGUACAUCGGAUCUGGACCGCAGUGGCCGCUGGUGGUGACCAAUCACGCGGAAAUCUGCAAAAGAACAUGGUGGCGGAAUUUCUUAUUUAUUCACAAUUAUUUCGGAUUCGAGCAUAUGUGUCUUACGCACACGCAUCAUGUAGGAAUUGACACGCAACUGUUCGCGAUUUCACCCCUGCUGGUGUUGAUCCUGUACAAAAAGCCAAAGAUCGGCGCUAUUGUACUCGGUAUAAUAGCCUCGGUAUCGACGCUAUUGAGAUUCUACGUCACGUAUACCAAAGAUCUCAACAAUUACGUGUACUACGGCACGUCGAUAAGACAAUUAUUCGACACCGCGGAUUACUCCUACACGUUACCGUCGCACCGAUUGACCGUUUACAUCGUCGGUAUCUUCGCGGGUUACUUGCUGCGGAAUAUACCCAAGGACUUUAAGCUGGGCACAACAGCCCUCUACACAGGCUGGACCGUGAGCGGCCUGAUGUUCCUAGCGGCUUUCGUCGGGCCCUCCAAAAUGGGCUCGAUCGAUUACGUGUACGACCCGAUUCACGCGGCUACCUACAACGCGUUCGCUCCCAUCGGUUGGUGCGGCCUGUUCCUCUGGAUAGCGAUAACGCAGCACACCGGCAGUUCAAACGGAUUCUUGAACAGACUGUUCUCCUGGCGAGGAUUUCUCGUUACCACGAGGAUCAGUUACGCCGUUUAUCUAACGCAAUUCCCGAUAUUUUUCUACAACGUUGGGCAAACCCGCACCGCGGAACACUAUGAAUUUUUCAAGAUAUUGAUAAAUCUGAAAGAGUUAUCAUGGAUUCUUCUCAUGUCGGUAGUUCUCACGCUACUGUUCGACACACCGUUCCAGAACCUAAAAAAUUAUAUAUUGAAAAAACCGGCGUUGAAACAGGAUACAGCGAAAUCCUCCAAAGUGGAAUAAUUUUAUUAUUUUAAUUUUAUAUCAAUUUUGACCAAAUAUUUUAGCUUGACUACAAUAUCUCGUCUACGGCGCACUUUGUACAUAGCGUUUUUUUAAUUAAACUUUUAAUAAUUAACGUGUAGAUAAAUUACGGUACGAUACGAGGUACUAUAGAAAGAGAGAAUUGAGAGAAGAAAUUAUUUAGUGAAAAUUUUUUAAUUCAAACUUUCUUUAUGUAGGAAAAUUAUGUAGCAAUUAGCGGAAUGCACGCAAAUGAGAAGUGUGCUUAUAAAAAGGUUUCUCCCUUUUUUUUAAUGAAUAUCGACCGACUCCCAUUGUGUAAUUAAAAGUAAUAUUCAUUACAUUUUUAUACAGCAAUAAAUGUGGCUAUAAGAAUAAUUGUAAAUAUUAGUUCCUCGUUAAAUUCUCGUGCAAUUUAAUUUAAAGAAUACUAUUCUUACACUCAGGCAUAGUACUACGUAAUUUGUAAUUACUACGUAAUGAUGCAUACGGAUUGGCGCUGCAUGCUUCAAUCCUUAUCCUUUAUAGAAGCAAUAAAGAUAUAGAAGAUUAAUAAAUAAUGUAAAAUAAUAAAUAUUUCAAGAGGUAAAAA
Wasmannia auropunctata (little fire ant) is the source of this 3210-nucleotide messenger RNA. RefSeq names its product nose resistant to fluoxetine protein 6. The transcript is spliced from 12 exons. Gene Ontology annotation, molecular function: acyltransferase activity, transferring groups other than amino-acyl groups. The record is from RefSeq and is a predicted model, not a curated record. Lineage: Eukaryota; Metazoa; Arthropoda; Insecta; Hymenoptera; Formicidae. The coding region runs from base 366 to 2618 and encodes 750 amino acids.